AUGAGAAAUUUUUGUGCACACUUUGUGUUCCUCUCAACAUUGGAACCAAAAAAUCACGAAGAAGCUUUAAAAGAUUCCGAAUGGGUUGUUACCAUUCAAGAUGAAUUGAAUGAGUUUGAAAGAAAUAAAAUGUGGCAUUUAGAACCGAAACCAAAACACAAGAAGGUGAUUGGACUAAAAUGGGUAUUUAGAAACAAAUUGGAUGAACAUGGAAUCAUAGUAAGAAAUAAAGCGAGGCUCGUGGUUAAAGGGUACAAUGAACAAGAAGGAAUCGAUUAUACAGAGAUAGUUGCUCCGGUAGCCAGACUAUGCAGGAGAUCUUGUAAACAGGAAAAGCACCUCAGGUAUGGUACAAUUCCUUGGCUCUUGUUUAGUGUUUUGGUGUUCCAAAAAACAAAACACCGUUGCAUUAUCCACCGCAGAAGCAGAAUAUGUGGCUGCAGUAGCUUGCUGUGUCCAAAUGCUUUGGAUCAAGCAACAGCUAAAAGACUUUGGUAUUAA
Messenger RNA from Amaranthus tricolor (Joseph's coat), 501 nucleotides. RefSeq lists its product as uncharacterized. The record is from RefSeq and is a predicted model, not a curated record. The transcript has 2 exons. The coding region runs from base 1 to 501 and encodes 166 amino acids. NCBI's taxonomy places the organism in Eukaryota, Viridiplantae, Streptophyta, Magnoliopsida, Caryophyllales, Amaranthaceae.